GCAGUUAUAUCGUCGGGUUUUUACUUUCACUUUUGCUUUUGUGAUUCGCGAUUGCAUGAACUCCGUUUAUACUAUGGAGCAGCAGUACUUACCACACAGUUUACAAGAUCAGAUGCUUGUCAGUGGUGCUCAGGAUCUGUAAAUCAGUGAUCUAUAUUAACUAUUAGUGAUCCCAACUGUUACCUCACAAGUCGGUGUUAUGUUCUGAUUCGCCUAUUUUUCAGUGGUCUUUUUUACUCACGAGAUUUACAUAAGGAGGAGGAAACAAUGGUGUUUGAGGCUCACGGUGUGUCAUUUCCAUGUACAGAACUCUUAUUAUUCAACUAUGGCAAGGUAAAUACAGUUUUCCAUUGUAUGGCACAUUUAAUCUUGGCACUCAACAUACCCGGUUAAAAAAGUGACUGUUCGCCACUGCUUUUAGGGUAUAGUAUAAGUUGGUGAAUUAGGAUGCAGCACUUGUUUUCUAAUCAGGCACUAAAUAGAGAGUUACACAUGAAAGGUCCUUCAGCGCCUCUGAGCUCUCGAGCGACCUGAGGACGUCAUGCGAGUUGAAACUGAAACUUUUUCGACACUGGACUUUAAAAACUCUUAUAAAGACUCUCAUAUCAUGUGUUUCCAUAUACAGGGAUAAAGUCAGUCUUUGAAAUGAGGAAAAGUCUGAGAGCUCUGGAACCCAGCUGUGUAUCUCUGAAGAGCAAUCAAUCCAUAAAUCAUCCUCCUACAUUCAGUCAUGAACCAGUGACUUCUGACCCCAGAGAUGAUCAGACUGGAGCCCAGGAUUCUCCUAAACCAGUGGAUGAUGAACUACAGACAGUCAAAGACCAGCUCAAAACCAGCAUGAAGAACAAGUAUGAGAGAUUAUUUGAGGGAAUGAAACUCCAGGAGGAUGAAACCCUCCUGAACAGGAUCUAUACACAGCUCUACAUCAUAGAGGGAGAGAGCGAAGGAGUGAAUGAAGAGCAUGAGGUUUUACAGAUGGAGAAAACAGACAGAACACAAGACUCACAAGACACUCCAAUCUACUGCAAUGACAUCUUUAAAGCCUCACCAGAACCAGGAUGUGAGGAGAAAGACCAAAUCAAGACUGUUCUGACUAAAGGCAUUGCUGGAAUCGGAAAAACCGUCUCUGUGCAGAAGUUCAUUCUGGACUGGGCCGAGGGAAAAGCCAAUCAGGAUGUAGAUUUUAUGUUUUUGCUUCCAUUUCGAGAGCUGAACUUGAUCCGAGAUAAUCAGUACAGUCUUCACAGACUUUUGCUGGACAUUUAUCCUGAACUUCAAGAUCUGGACUCAAGGAUUUAUGAUCAGUGUAAAGUUGUGUUCAUCUUUGAUGGUCUGGAUGAAAGCAGAAUCACACUGAUGUUUUCAGACGCUCAGAAAGUUUGUGAUGUGACUAAGACUUCAUCAGUGGAUGUGUUGAUGUCAAACCUCAUGAAAGGAGAUCUGCUUCCCUCUGCUCUCAUCUGGAUCACCUCCAGACCAGCAGCAGCCAAUCAGAUCCCCUCCAAAUAUAUCAACCGUCUGACAGAAAUUCAGGGAUUCAAUGAGCCUCAGAAGGAGGAAUAUUUCAGGAAGAGAAUUAGUGACCAGCAUCAAGCCAGCAGAAUCAUCUCACACAUCAGAAGAGCAAGAAGCCUCCACAUAAUGUGCCACAUCCCUGUCUUCUGCUGGAUCUCAUCCACUGUGCUUCAGAAGCUCCUGGAAGAAGAUCUGAGUGCAGAAAUCCCUCAAACUCUGACUGAAAUGUACAUCCACUUCCUGCUGAUUCAGAUCAACACGAGGAACCAGAAGUAUGAAGAGAGAAAUCCAGAGAAACUCCAGUCCAACAGAGAAGUGAUUGUGAAACUUGCUGAAGUGGCUUUCAAACAGCUGAUGAAGGGCAAUGUGAUGUUCUAUGAGGAGGACCUGAUUGAGAGCGGCAUAGACAUCACUGACGCCUCAGUGUAUUCUGGGAUUUGCACUGAGAUCUUUAAGGAGGAAUCUGUGAUUCAUCAGAGGAAAGUCUACAGCUUCAUUCAUCUGAGCGUUCAGGAGUUUCUCGCUGCUUUCUAUGUGUUUUACUGCUAUUUAACAAAGAAUAUGGAGUCACUACAGUUCUUUCUGUAUGAAUUCAGAUUUUACAGGUUUGGAGACUCUCUGUAUGAUUUAUUGACAUCAGCAGUAGUUAAAACUCUCAAGAGUGAGAAUGGACAGCUGGAUCUGUUCCUGCGGUUCCUGCUUGGUGUCUCACUGGAGUCCAAUCAGAGACUCUUACAGGAUCUACUGACACACACAGAGAACAGCCCACAGAGCAUCAGGAGAACCACACAGUACAUUAAAGAGAAGAUCAAAGGUUUCCAUAAUCUCUCAUCUGAUCAAUCUAUCAAUCUGUUCCUCUGUCUGCUGGAGGUGAAAGAUCAGACUCUGUCCAGAGAGAUUCAGAAGUUUGUGAAAUCAGACAAACACUCAGAGAAGAAACUCUCUCCUGCUCACUGCUCAUCAAUUGCCUACAUGCUUCAGAUGUCAGAGGAGCCGCUGGAUGAGCUGAACCCCAUGAAAUACAACACAUCUUAUGAGGGUAGAAAAAGACUGAUACCAGCUGUAAUCAACUGCACAACAGCUCUUCUUGCUGGCUGUAAUCUCACUGGUCAGUGUUGUGAGAGUUUGUCAUCAGCUCUACGAUACUCAAACUGUGUCCUGACAGAGCUGGAUCUGAGUAACAAUGACUUGCAGGAUUCAGGAGUGAAGCUGCUCUCGGAUGGACUGAAGAAUUCAAACUGUCAGCUUCAGAUACUGAGACUGUCUAUCUGUAAUCUCACUCAUCAUUGCUGUGAGAGUUUGUCAUCAGCUCUUCAAUCCUCAAACUGUGUCAUGAGAGAGCUGGAUCUGAGUAACAAUGACCUGCAGGAUUCAGGAGUGAAGCUGCUCUCGGAUGGACUGAAGAAUACAAACUGUCAGCUGCAGAUACUGAGUCUUGCUGGCUGUAAUCUCACUGCUCAGUGUUGUGAGAGUUUGUCAUCAGUUCUUCAAUCCUCAAAGUGCAUUUUGAGAGAGCUGGAUCUGAGUAACAAUGACCUGCAGGAUUCAGGAGUGAAGCUGCUCUCGGAUGGACUGAAGAAUACAAACUGUCAGCAGCAGAUACUGAGGUUGUCUGGCUGUAUGGUGAAAGAGGAAGGCUGUGGUUAUUUGUCUUCAGCUCUGAGUUCAAACCCCUCACACCUGAGAGAGCUGGAUCUGAGCUAUAAUCACCCAGGACAAUCAGGAGUCCAGCUGCUCAACCACAAACUGAAGAAUCCAAACUACAAACUGCAGAUACUCAAUGUGGAUCAUGGAGGAGAGAUGAUGAUGACAGCAGGACUACGAAAAUAUGCCUGUGAUCUCACACUGGAUCCAAACACUGCACACACUCGUCUCAUGCUGUCUGAUGAGAACAGGGAGAUGAUUCAUGUGUUUGAGCAUCAGCUGUAUCCUGAUCAUCCAGAGCGAUUUAAUAAGGAGCUUCAGGUUCUGUGCAGAGAGAGUCUGACUGGACGUUGUUACUGGGAGGCUGAAUGGGAUGGACGUGCUGAAAUAUCAGUGUCAUACAAAGGAAUCAACAGGAAAGGAGUGAGCGACUGUGUGUUUGGAUACAAUGACAAAUCCUGGAGUCUGUACUACGAAAGUGACAGAUUCAUGGUCCGUCACAAUAAAAACUUCACUCACAUACCUGCCGUCCCUUCAUCCUCUAAGAGAGCAGGAGUGUAUGUGGAUGUGUCGGCUGGUACUCUGUCCUUCUACAGUGUCUCUGACACACACACACUCACACACUUGCACACAUUCAACACCACAUUCACUGAACCCCUCUAUGCUGGAUUUAGGGUUGAUUAUGAAUCUCCAGUGAACUCUUCAGUAUCUCUGUGUCAGAUUAAACAACAGAAACACACACAAUUGUAAAUCCUCUUUCUAAUGUCCACAUAGUUUUAAUAUUUAUAUUUUAAACUGAUGACUACAUUUAAUAAAGCCUCAAUUUCCCUCUUA
Onychostoma macrolepis is the source of this 3993-nucleotide messenger RNA. Its product is annotated as NACHT, LRR and PYD domains-containing protein 12-like. The coding region runs from base 646 to 3909 and encodes 1087 amino acids. The record is from RefSeq and is a predicted model, not a curated record. Gene Ontology annotation, molecular function: protein binding. The transcript is spliced from 9 exons. Lineage: Eukaryota; Metazoa; Chordata; Actinopteri; Cypriniformes; Cyprinidae.